This is a messenger RNA of Trichomonas vaginalis G3, 1740 nucleotides long. Its product is annotated as DNA/RNA polymerase superfamily. The annotation marks the transcript as partial. Gene Ontology annotation, molecular function: nucleic acid binding. Lineage: Eukaryota; Parabasalia; Trichomonadida; Trichomonadidae. The transcript has a single exon. The record is from RefSeq and is a predicted model, not a curated record.
AUGAACAAAAACGGAACAGCUAAAAUGAAUGAUAAUCAAAUUAGAGCAGAAGGUAGAAGGUUAUUUAAACGCUUCUAUAACAUUCCUGAUGGUGUUAAUCCUAAAACUCGUAGAAGUUAUUUAAAUGAAGCAAUAGAUUCAUAUGAAGGGUUUGACAUUUCAUCAGAAAGUGAGAGAUUAGCGAGAAUGUUAAAUGUUAAUAUUGAUUUCUAUUAUUGUGAUCCUCAACCAGAAGACGUGGACAUAAAUAAGGUAGACUUUCCAUUAGUGGAAUCAAUAAUGAUAGAUCCAGAAUUUGAAACAGUAAAUAUUUUAUUAACACAGAGUCCAUGUGGAAAACUUCACGCUGACAGAAUAACAGACGUUGAAGCACUCACCGGCUAUAGAGUUUGUCCAUAUUGUAAAGAAGAAGUUUAUUCUAUCCGUGAUGAUCCAGAAAGGAAAAACCAAAGAAGAUUUUUAAAGCAUUGUGAGAAAUGUAAAGAAAAUAAUGGAAGAUUAAUUCAAGACGUUCAGUUGCAAAAGACACAGCAACCAUAUGCACCACAUAUUACGAAACAGAAGAUAUAUCAGUGGUUAUUAGCUCAUAAUUUGCAGGAAUAUUAUCAACCGACAAGAUAUUAUAUUACUUUUGACUUCGAAACAUUAGAGACUAAAGAAGAAUUACAACUUUCUGAGUGUGCAACUUUGAACGCUUACUUAAAACCAUUCAUGGUAUCAUCAACGGUUAAAUUAAACGAUAAAACAUAUACGAGGAAUUUUUGCUUAACUUCGAGUGAUUCUUUUAUUUCUGAUUGGAUUGAGUUUUUAUUUUCAACCUGUUCAUUAGUUGCUAAAUCAAAUAUUGAACAAUAUGAAGAAUUAAUGAAGUCGCAAACAUUAAAUGAAAAACAGAAGGAAGCAUUUAAAGAACUUCUAGAUGAGGAAUUCAAUAAAGUGAAUAUCAUAGGUUUUAAUUCGGGAAAGUUUGAUUUAAAUUUAAUUCUUCGUGAUUUAAACACUGCAAAAUGGAAAAUAAAAUCAAUGCUGGGUUCAUCUUCACAAUUUAAGCAAAUCAUUGUAAAGAAAACAAACGUUCCAUAUGAAUUGAGAUUUAUUGACAUCAGAAAUUAUAUAGCGGGUGGGACAUUAGACCAAUUCACUCAAGAUUUCGGAAACAAUAAAUCACGUGUUAAAUCCUUUUUCCCUUAUCAAUUCAUCACAUGGGAAAAUUACGAAGAAGAAUUAUAUAAAGUGGAACCAUUCACGAAAGAUUCAUUUUAUUCAGCAUUAACUCAAGAAACUAUAUCAGAUAGUGAUUAUCAAAUAUAUCUCAAUGAUGCUAAAAACUUUAAGAAUAGAUUAGAAUAUUUUAUUCAUUAUUGCAAUAAAGAUGUUGAAAUUAUGAUUGACCCAAUCGAUAAAAUUAUUGAAGAAACAUUUGUUUAUAAAAUUGAUAUGCUUCAUAAUCUUUCUUUAUCAUCGAAUGCUUCAAUGAUUCGUUACGCUUUAGCAUAUAAAGACUUUAAUCCUAAUGAAAAAUAUCCUGAGGAAGAGAUAGAAUCAAGUUUUGAAUUAACGAAAAAGUAUUGGAAAUAUAAAAUUGAAUCAUAUAAGAAACAAGAUGAAAAAGCAGAAAGGGAUACUAAAAAUAAUGUUUCAAUGGAUGAUUUUCAAUACUAUCACGAUUUAAUCCUUUCAUCUAAAUGCAAAAUGUGUGGUAAAGCGUUUACAUAUGCAAAUAAACCAACAUUGGAUAGA